AUGAACGGCUCUCUCCCGACCUCAAAUCGAGCUGUUGUCUGGGCUGGCGCGCGCAAGCUCAACAUUGAGCAACGGCCCAUCAGAGCCCCCAAUGACGAUGAAGUGCUGGUCGAAAUUAUCACCACUGGAAUCUGUGGCUCAGAUUGCCAUAAUUGGGAAAGUGAUCAAGUCUCAUGUCAACUCAUCUUAGGCCACGAGUCGGCGGGCAUCAUCGUCCAAUUGGGAAAGAAGGUUGUCAACAGACAUCUUGGCCAGAGAGUUGCAGUCGAGCCUGGAUUCAGUUGCAGAGAAUGUGAGUUUUGCGGACGAGGUAACCCGAAUAUCUGCGCAAAUCUGAAGUACUGCGGAAUGGACCCGACGGAUGGAACCUUGAGUCAAUAUUUCACAUGCAGGGCGUCGAACACCGUCCCCAUUCCCGACGAGGUGUCCUGGGAGGAAGCAGGGGCGAUUCAGCCGUUGGCCAUUGCCGUGCAGGUGGCGAGAAGAGCGAGCUUGAACCCAAGCCAAAGCCUGGCGAUUUUCGGAUGCGGUCCUCUUGGCCUUCUAAUCUUGGCUGUUGCCAAAGCAUACGGGGUCAAGAAGAUUGUUAUGUUCGACAUCGAGAAGUCUCGAACCCGGUUUGCCGAGUCUUACGGAGCUCACGUUGGACUUGUCACGCCGAAGCACGAAGACCCAUCAAAGGAUACACUGUCUUUUGCCCAAGCCUAUGCAAAAGAGAUCAUUGCCAACCACGACCUAGGACACGGAUUUGACGUGUCAAUCGAAGCCAGUGGUGCGGAAGUAUGCGCCACAAUGGCUGUGUGCAUGCUCAAGGCCGGCGGAACCUGUAUUCAAGCAGGUUUGGGCAAGCCAAUGGCUUCAGUACCACUCUUUCUGAUUACGGCAAACGAGUUGAACGUGAAGGGCACGGUUCGUUACACUCAUGGCUGCUUCGAAGAUGCAAUUGGUCUACUGUCCAGGAAGGCAGUCGAUCUCAGACCGCUUAUCACGGCAACGUACCCCUUGACGCAGGCAAACGAGGCGUUCGAGGCACAGCAUUCAAGGAACGAUAUCAAAAUUGUGAUCUUUAAUCAAAAGUAG
Molecule: messenger RNA, 1080 nt
Organism: Colletotrichum karsti
Lineage: Eukaryota; Fungi; Ascomycota; Sordariomycetes; Glomerellales; Glomerellaceae
Product: xylitol dehydrogenase
Exons: 5
Coding region: 1-1080 (359 amino acids)
Biological process (GO): D-sorbitol catabolic process
Molecular function (GO): zinc ion binding; L-iditol 2-dehydrogenase (NAD+) activity
Source: RefSeq, a predicted model, not a curated record